Molecule: messenger RNA, 1111 nt
Organism: Amaranthus tricolor (Joseph's coat)
Lineage: Eukaryota; Viridiplantae; Streptophyta; Magnoliopsida; Caryophyllales; Amaranthaceae
Exons: 5
Coding region: 303-824 (173 amino acids)
Source: RefSeq, a predicted model, not a curated record
CCUAAUUCCAAAGCCUAAAUUUGAGUAAGAUAAUGGUUGAUAACUUUUAACACAUUUAUUCAUUUCUAAACAAUCCAAGGAUGAUCAUCUUUUCUCAAAGAAGAACACAAAAGAAAAGCAUUAGGUCCUUCUGUUUACAAACUGCCUGCAGCCUGUAGAAAUAAAGUGUAAAGAAAGUAGCUGAGCUAAUAUUCAUUAAUUGUGGAGCUGUUUUGUUAGUCUGUAAAGAUAAAAAAGAGUAUAUAUAUAUAUAUAUAUAUAUAGACGAGGUAAUUAGGUAUAUUAUUAGUAGCAUUAAUAUAAUGACAACACCAAAACAAAUUUGGGAGCAACAACAAGCUGCACAAGUCAUGAAGAUGAAGAAUUCAGGAGCAAUGAGCUUCAUUGGAAGCCCAACCAUGGACGACAAAGAUGAAGAAAUGUCUAAGUCUGUCUUAUCCGCCUUUCAAGCUAAGGAAGAGGAGAUCGAGAAAAAGAAGAUGGAGGUUAAACAACGCGUUCAACUUCACCUAGGCCGUGUUGAAGAGGAGACUAAACGCCUUGCUGAAAUUCGCGAGGAACUUGAGGCUUUAGAAGACCCAAAGAGGAAGGAAGUAGCAUUUGUUCGGAAGAGGAUUGAUACUAUCAACAAAGAGCUCAGGCCACUUGGAAUUACAUGCCAGAAGAAGGAACGCGAGUACAAAGAGGCCCUUGAUGCUUUUAAUGACAAAAACAAGGAAAAAGCUCAACUUGUAGCCAAAUUAAUGAAGCUGGUGAGUGAAAGUGAGCAGUUGAGGUUGAAGAGGCUAGAGGAGCUCAGCAAGCACAUUGAAUCUCUUAAAUGAUUUAUAAACAAAAUUCUAAUUCAAUAUCAUUAACUAAUUGAUUGAAGAGAGGGGGAGGGAUUUAAUUUUUUUUCCUUUUUUUUUUAAUGUUUUUCUUGUGUUCCACUAAGACUAAUUCUUUAAUUUUUAUGUACUUUUUGUGGUGUGAUUUUUUUUUAACUUAGUAUUAAUUUGUAUUUGCUUGAGGCUUGAGGAUUGUGAAGGUUGUAAAUUUGUAAUUGAUAUAACAUAUUACAAAACUAUGUUCUAAUUACAGGUACGGUGUGUUCAAGUGUGAAUAAUAUGUU